GACUCGGACCGCGGCACCCUUGCGCACAAAGGAAAUCCUCCCAAGCACCAUAAGGGAGUAGAAGUAAACUAUGCUCCCUCGGGAGCAUGGUAUAUGCACCCGAGCAGAGCAGAGAAUAUUCAAAGUUCAAGGGUUAAUGUAGCCAUUGUCACCGAAAAAGGAAUAUUACAUGGUAUCCUCCGUUUUAUCCCGGAAAUUAGUUUUGUUAUGUUUUUUGUUCUUUUCUUGUUGCAGGAGAAACCUGCGAUUUGUUUUAAGCGGCUGAAGUCCCCUCACUCUCUCUCUACAGUUUCUUUCCAGAACACUCUGCAAAACUCUCAUUGUCACUUCAUUACCUCGUAAAACCCUAGUUUUUCUUUUUCCAUUCUUGAGCUGUUCACACUUAGAAGGCUUAUUCUUGUGAAAAGGAUAAAAAGCCCCAUCAAAAUUGGAUUUUACAGUAAAUUCCAGUGAUUUCAUGUGAAAUUGAACCUUUGGCCCGAGAUUCUGGGAAUUUUUCUUGAAGAAACAAAAGAAGAGGUUCUUAUCAUUGUUAGCUAAGCAUCUCAACAAAGACGAAAAACCAAGUAUCCAAUGGCGCUGUUACUCCCAGCUUCUUUCACCAUUAGUCCCUUAAUAAACCACAUCGAACCCAUCCAACCCUUAACUCAAUGUGCCUUUCUUUCCUCUCUCCAAACCUCUAGUUCCUCUUUUAAACAUCUAAACGCACAAAGAAGAAGAAAGAGCCUCACACUUAAAGCCUCGGCUGCAACCACAACCCCAACAAAGAAGCCAGAAACCACCCAUCUUUCUUCCUCUUCUGAAACCUUCAAGCCCAAGCGUGUAAUGGUCAUUGGUGGCGAUGGCUAUUGUGGGUGGGCCACUGCCCUCCAUCUCUCUAACAAAGGUUAUGAGGUAGCCAUAUUAGACAACUUAGUUCGGCGACACAUAGAUGAACAGCUUGGUAUCCAUUCUCUCACCCCAAUCUCAUCUAUCCAUGUAAGGGCCAAGAGGUGGGCUCAACUCACCAAUAAACAUAUCCCUCUCUUUAUAGGCGAUAUAUGUGACUUUGAGUUUCUAUCUGAAGCUUUCAAGGCCUUCGAGCCAGAGGCUGUGGUCCACUUUGGGGAGCAGCGAUCAGCUCCAUACUCGAUGAUCGAUCGAGGGAGGGCGGUGUAUACCCAACACAAUAAUGUGAUAGGGACUCUCAAUGCUCUCUUUGCAAUUAAGGAAUUCUCAGAAGGGCAGUGUCAUUUGGUGAAGUUGGGCACGAUGGGGGAGUAUGGAACCCCAAAUAUCGACAUAGAAGAAGGGUAUAUUACAAUUACACAUAAUGGGAGGACCGAUACUUUGCCCUAUCCGAAGCAAGCGAGCUCAUUUUAUCACUUGAGCAAGGUGCAUGAUUCCCAUAAUAUUGCAUUUGCUUGCAAGGCUUGGGGUUUGAGGGCCACAGAUUUGAAUCAGGGGGUGGUGUACGGAGUGAGGACUGAGGAGACUGCAAUGCAUGAGGAGCUAUGCAAUAGGUUGGAUUAUGAUGGGGUUUUUGGGACUGCUUUGAACAGGUUUUGUGUGCAAGCUGCUGUGGGUCACCCACUCACUGUCUAUGGAAAAGGUGGCCAGACCAGAGGUUACCUAGACAUCAGGGAUACAGUCCAAUGUGUUGAGCUCGCCAUUGCCAAUCCAGCAAAGUCAAGUGAAUUCCGAGUCUUUAAUCAAUUCACCGAGCAAUUCUCAGUAAACGAUCUCGCGCGAUUAGUCACAAUUGCAGGGAAGAAAGCAGGGCUUGAAGUCCAAACAACCUCAGUACCUAACCCAAGAGUAGAAGCUGAGGAGCACUAUUACAAUGCUAAGCACACCAAGCUCAUGGAGCUAGGGCUUGAACCCCACCUCCUUUCUGAUUCACUAUUGGACUCGCUCCUCAAUUUCGCAAUGCAAUACAAAGACCGAGUUGACAUGUCUCAAAUCAUGCCUGCCGUUUCAUGGAAAGCUAUUAGUGCGAAGCCAAAAGCUGCACCUACCACCAUAGUAUCACGAUUGUGGUGAGAAAUGUCAAUGUCUGAAAUUUGAGAAGAGCUGAUGUUUACGUCAAGCUGUGGAAUAUGGAUCGAAGAUCUGCCUAUGUAUAUUUACAGAGGUCAAUAGUGUAGGUUGACUGAUCUGUAAGAUGUACUAAACUACUAGUAAAUUUCCCCUUGUUAAUGACUCUCGAGGGCAGGAAAAUAAUAUGUUUCUUCUUUGGCAUUCUUGU
Molecule: messenger RNA, 2227 nt
Organism: Amborella trichopoda
Lineage: Eukaryota; Viridiplantae; Streptophyta; Magnoliopsida; Amborellales; Amborellaceae
Gene: SQD1
Product: sulfoquinovosyldiacylglycerol 1
Source: RefSeq, a predicted model, not a curated record